Messenger RNA from Umbelopsis ramanniana AG, 1823 nucleotides. RefSeq lists its product as uncharacterized. The record is from RefSeq and is a predicted model, not a curated record. The coding region runs from base 159 to 1643 and encodes 494 amino acids. Gene Ontology annotation, biological process: transcription elongation by RNA polymerase II. The transcript has 3 exons. Gene Ontology annotation, cellular component: transcription elongation factor complex. NCBI's taxonomy places the organism in Eukaryota, Fungi, Mucoromycota, Umbelopsidomycetes, Umbelopsidales, Umbelopsidaceae.
CCAGACGUUCAGUACUCAACCUAACCAGUCUUUUUCCCCCAACUGACCUUAUAAGCCUUUGCCAGAAGCAAAGCAUACCUCCCUUCUGAAAACCAAUAAGAAUCCUUGCUCCACCGCUUACCGAUCCUCUUCACUAUAACUUUUAGCUGAAUUGUGGCAUGUCGUCUUCUGUAGCCAUGUCGGCUUCAGCCGGAUCCACCCUUCCAUCUCCACCUGCAAAAGCAAUUUCUAUGCGUCUAAACAGAGAAGCCUUCGCAUAUCUGGAGGAACUGACUGAAAAGUCAGCAUUGCGUGGUCAAGCACAGCCAAAACUCAGUGUGUGCUUUGGAGAUACCCCAGCGAUUAUCAUAGAGGGAAGAACAUUUCCGUUUACAAUGACAAAGGACACUGCCUAUACACAGAUAUAUAAGCGUCGAUCUGCCGAUAGUCUAACAUCUGUGUCGGAAGUGUCCCACAAAGCGAACAUGACCCCGAUGCUUUCAUCAGACUAUAAAUCGCGAGUCAAAGCUCGUGCAGAAGAGGCUGAAAGAGAAAAGAAAUCUCGAAAAAUUGCAUUAAUCGACAAUCCCUUGGGUCCAUCAUCCAAUAUGAAAAGCUCUCGAGCACUCAAUUCUAAUAGCAAACGACCCAGUGGAUCACCUACCACCGGUGCCAUGCACUCACCAGUCAUUGUAUCUUCACCAGGCAAUGAUGUAUCGAGAGCUCCGUCCAUUUCUUCAAGCUUGCGUGAACGAGUUAUUCAACUCUUAGCUUUGAAGCCCUUCAAAUUGAGUCUGUUGGCCAAUAUGGUCAAGGCAUCCGAAAAGGAUCUUAUGCGUAUGAUACGAAAGGUUGCCACUUCGACAGGAGAUACUUGGACGCUGAAACCAGACAUUUAUAAAGAAAUCAAGAUUUGGGAUUGGAACAGAUAUGAUACAAAGGAAAAGGAAGAAGUUGCCAACAAUGCACGACGAGCGUUCGACACCUUAAAAUUGCCAGUGAGUGCACCAGAAAGGUUGCGCUUAGAAAAGCCAGCACCACCCAUUCGACCACCCAAAGCGAAACCAGCGGCGUCGCCCAGCAUGAAUGCUAUGCACCAUGGCGACGAGCAGGAUGGCGAUAGUGCAACUCAUAGGUUAAACGAGGAUGGAAAGAAGACAAAGAAAAAGAAAAAGGCCAGUACGACAUCUGCCUCUCGUAAAUCUACUAAAGCAACCAGUAAAUCGAUCUCUGUUACUGCAAAAGCCGUUACUACGUCAAGCGAAACUUCACCAUCUCAUCUCAAACCGUCUGUCAUCACUCCUCCAUCCAACAAAGCACCAUCUCCUCUCAAACCCACGCCCUCAAGUCAUGAUAGACAUGGCGGCAAAUCACCAUUAGCUGGCAAACAUACCCACUCCUCAGCAACUCCAUCUACGCAAGACACCCUGCCAGACCAUGCUAUAACGAAACGCAGAUCGGAUGAAGAGAUCAGCUCUUUACGCUACAAGAUACCAAAAAGAAGUGAAUUGUCUAAGCAUUCAUUGUCACGUUCUGAUUCAGAAGGUAAGAGGAAGCUUUCUAAGAAUGACAUUGUAUACCUGAUUACUAAUGAAUGUGGGAAAAUAAUUGAACAUAUGCAUUCCUUCUGUAGAAUCAACCGAAUCAUACGCCAACGUUGUUGAGAAGAUACCACGAGUGACCACUUUAGAAGAAUACAACGAUCUAGAAUCCAGUUUUAGGAGUCACUAUCGAGAGUACAAACAACUGAAUGACGAGCUAAACCAACAAAGGUCCUUUUUGGAAGCUAUUGAAGCCGUAGAAGCAGAACACCCAAAGAGCCUUGGUUACAAAGAUGUCAAGAU